Messenger RNA from Polypterus senegalus (gray bichir), 4259 nucleotides. RefSeq names its product solute carrier family 25 member 35-like. Lineage: Eukaryota; Metazoa; Chordata; Cladistia; Polypteriformes; Polypteridae. The transcript is spliced from 3 exons. The coding region runs from base 505 to 981 and encodes 158 amino acids. The record is from RefSeq and is a predicted model, not a curated record.
UAACCUGCAAUUGCUCCGUCCUGAGUAUGACGUUAAUCUGCAUCAGGCCCUGAAUGAAGGGCCUCCAAUCUGCAGGGAAAACAUGGGUGUUGGUGGCAGGAUUGGCACUGCAGCCACUGUAAAAAAAACUCACAUUGGUUGCAUUCCAUCUGAGCUCGUGUGGUGCUGAGGUGUCACCCAUUGCUUGGCUACACUCGGGUCCUAAUCUGGGAUCCUGAGUUGGUUUGUCAUGUGCCGGGUGCAGCAAUGUGCAGUAUCAGCGCGUGCCCCUUAACUUCUUUUUUAUUUCACUGGUUGCUCUGGAAAGUCCCCACUGAUCGUAAACGUCAGUCUGCCUCUGACUGUGAUCAUCAUCAAAACUCGAAUCCCCGCCUGUCAGUUUUGUAUUGAAAGGUCAAGGGUGGCAGGGUGUGUGCUGGUGAGCUGUGGAAGUUCAGACUCCUUCAUAUUGGACUUUACUGCCCGUUGUCUCUGGUUACUCACACCUCUCUUGUUCUUUAGGGCAUGUUGCAUGCGCUGGUGUGCAUCCGCAAGGAGCAUGGCAUUCUGGGCCUGUGGCGAGGAGCAAGUGCGGCUGUGCCUAGGGUCAUGGUGGGGUCUGCUUGCCAGCUCUCUACCUUUUCAGCAGCUAAGGAGUUUGUCAGCGACUUGCAGGUUUUCCCACUUAACAGCUGGCUGGUGUCGCUGUCUGCCGGAAUGAUCAGCAGUGUGUUUGUAGUUCUGGGCAUGACGCCCUUUGAUGUGAUCAGCACCCGCCUGUACAACCAGCCAAUUGACAGCCGAGGAAAAGGCCUGCUGUACAGCGGAUUCAUCAGCUGCUUUUCUCAGACCGUCCGUAAGGAAGGGAUCUUCGGCCUCUACAAGGGCAUCGGCGCAUCAUACUUCCGCCUUGGCCCACACACCAUCCUGUCCCUGCUCUUCUGGAAUGAGCUUCGAAAGGUGUACUACAAGGACAGACAGUCGGCCAGCAGACCAAGAUGAUACACCGGUGAAGGAGGGGUGAAUCUUCAGGGAGGUCUGAAUGCCUCAAUCUGACUAGUAAGACUUCCACCACUGACUACCCUGAACGGGAUGAGGAGCCGCUCACAGAAUCUAACAAUACACGAGUGAGCGCACGACUAAACGACUAAUACUUGAGGAGCAUCUCACCCGCAAGACACGUCUCCUGGCACAUUUUUAUAGUUUAGUAAGUGCUGGGACCACCGAAGCAGGGAGCCACUGGUGACAAUGAAACAGGUCAUGGUAUAGGCAGUCGAGGAGCCAAGGGGUUUUGCUGCAUCCUUUGAGGAUUUUUUACAGCAGAAGCUCUGCUGCCAUUGCUUUGAUGUGAUGUUGCUUUUAAAUAAUACAUAAGCAGCAACACAUGCACCAUUUAGAUUUUAAACUACAUUUUUAUACAUAAGUUAAAGUGUACUGUUCUUUAUUUUGGUACUUAUGGCUGUAUGGAGGCUCAGACAGUUUGCUAGUGGGCCACUAUAAGCAUCUGCUGACUAAACAAACUGCAUCAUUUUGAAAUGCCUUGUAGCUCGACUUGACUGGUCUUUCAUUACCGUUCACCCUUUAUAGGCAGUCCGUCCCAUCCUAAUGUGCCACUCCAACUCCAACUGGGCCCACCCAGUCAAGUUCUGAAUAAACACUGACUAGACCCAAAGAGGGCUGCAAGCUUUCAUAGUGCAGAAUGACAGGGGUACAACAGCGCUCAUAUUUAGUAUGGCAAUUAGCGGACUGAAAGAAGCAGUCUUGUGAAUGCAGAGCUCCAACCGCUCAUGCUAUAGCUGCUUAUUUUGUAAGAGCUGACUAGAAGACAAACACAAACAAGUCCUCCUGGAUUUCUCUCCUGCCCGCUCCAGUGCGUCUUUAGCUCAUAAACACCAUGGAGAAAACCGUUUGCACGCAGAGGUGAUGAAGCAAACCUGCAUUUGAUUGUCAACAGGGGACUUAAACCUCCCAAUUCCCACUGCUCUUAGGCUACAUACAGAAGUUUAAGAAAAAAAAAAAAACUUUGGAAAAAAAAUCAGCUGUUGGGCAGCAUUGUGUGAUAUAUGGGUUUGGAGACCACCACAAGUGAAUGUGACUUCAAAAAGAGGGGGGAAACAAAUAGACGAUUCACUGAUGUGACGUUUCUAAACCAAUCCAACUCCUCAUGAAGGUGAAGCAGAGAGGAUUUAGAUGGCAAAGAGCAAUGGUGUUCUUGUUAACAUCAGCCAAUCGAUUGCAAGCCUGUGGUCACAAUGGAUAGACCUACUAUUGCUAAGUGUCUCCUGAAAAGACCCCCAUUAAACAUAUAAAUGUGUGUGGUGUGUGCAGAGAGCACAUGUAAACAAAAACCUUUGUGUAAAACCAGAUUUGACUUUGGCCUACAAAGAACUAACUGGGCUAGCAGUAAACGUGAAUGAUGCACUCCCCGCCGCUGUCCGUGGUGUCUGUCGCUCAACAUUAUGACGCUAGAGAAACCAAAGGAAGUUUAUGGGAAACUGAUGUUCACUGCUAGUACCAUUCAUAUUUUUUACAUUGUGGGUUUUUAAGUACCAGUAAACCGUGUAACCCUAGUGAACAAGCAGCUCUGGUGUAAAUGUGAUGUGUGCGUGGUGUGUGAUAUCCCAUCCAUGGCUUGUUGGUAACUUGUACACAAUGGUGCUGGAAUAAGCUUCCUGUAAUAGACUGAAAUGAAAAAUGCUCUUCACAUAUCUCGCCAAAAUCUGUUCUGCACUGUAAGCCCACUGCCACUUUCACACAAACAUCUCCUAACUCCACAAUUUGAACAGUUAUGCGUUCUGACUUGAAGGAAACUAAAGUAUAGUGAUGGGAGGCCAACCUGGCUUCAGGUCAGAUGCAUCCAUGUAGGCCCUAGGCAGAAGAGUUUAAAAUACUCCAUUAAUGAGUUUAACACAAUUACACCAAGAAAAAUACAAACCCAAUUCUGAACUCUACUUGUACUUGCUACCACCUUGCUGCUGCACUGCACUGCAACCACCUGCACCCCAGGAUUAAAAAACAUGCCUUCCCAUAACGUGACAAGGAAUUAAAAUCUCCAGCACUAUCCAUCCCUCCUUUCUGGUGUCGAGGGGUGCUGGAGCUUAUCAGGGUACCAAGAACAUGUCCUAGAUGGGAUGGGACACUGGGCCACCACAAAGCACACUUAACUAGGUUUGUCAGAUCCUCAACAAGCAAACUCAACAAAGUAACCUGGCUAGAAAUGGAUCCCAGUCUUGCCAUCAAAACAUCCAUUCAUUCAUUUAUUCUUUAACUGAACUUUACUCCAAUUUUAGGAACACAGCGACUUGCCAAAUUACAAAACCUCAGAUGUGCUUUACUUGAUUUAGUGUCAUGCAAGACAAGAGUGUUUUGAAUACACCGGACACAAGGUAGGAAUUACCAGUCCAGAGUCACCCAUUAACUUAAUCUGCAUGUCGAGAGAAUGCUGCAUGGCGGCCUAAUCCAAGCCUUCAAAAUUCUCAAGGCAUUGAUAAAAUAAGUUGAGUUGACUGGUGAAUUGUAUACUCGAGUGCCUAGUGGAAGCUAUGGGACAUUUUCACCCCAAGAGUUGCUGGAAUCUGGAGCAAGCUACCAAACAGACACUUUAGCAAGUUUUAUGAAGUAUCUGGAUGAGAAAUUGUGACAACUGAGCUAUUAAACAAACUCGAGGGGUUGAAUGCUCUCCGCUUGUUAACUUUUUGUGUUCAGUCUUCUUAUUUGAUGUUCAAGUGCAUCCGAGAUACGACAUCACAAUGAGAGCCCUGGCAAACCUACACAUUUAUUGUUUAGCUGGGCAAAGCACCUCAUAUCCAUGUAACUUGUAUAUUUAGUGAGGGGCUGCCACCUUAGAGAAUGUGCAGCCAUUGAUCCACUUCUGAAUGUUUAACUAAAAUCAGACAGAUAUAAUGGUGCCGGUCUGCUUCUAGAGUAGUAAUACCAUUAGGAGAGCCUGCAAAUGCCAACUACUACCAAUGGUAAGGUACUGACAUCUUUUUAUUGACUAUUUUUCAUAUUUAACAAAUUAUUUUAUUAGGUGGAAAAUAUGUGUAGAUUGCAGACUUAAAGGCCACCAGCCCAGCCAAUAACAAUGUUUACUGUGUGAAAGCCAUCAUAUGGUGCCUUGUAAUCUGGAUCUAAACUCAACAGUUGACAGUUAAACUAGAGUUAUUCUAGUUGUCGAUUACACGUGUAAAGAGUCAGUUCCAUGUCUUCAAUGGACUACACCAAAGGUUUACUUAAGUGUAUUCACCUGUGAUUUUAAUAAAUGGGACGCUUGCCACAAA